Linum trigynum is the source of this 2449-nucleotide messenger RNA. Lineage: Eukaryota; Viridiplantae; Streptophyta; Magnoliopsida; Malpighiales; Linaceae. The record is from the annotation of a GenBank genome assembly.
UUCAUCAAGAUUGACACAUUCGCCGGUGAAGAGCGCAGAGGUGGUAUGCGCAUCCGUGGGGGUUGGUGGGUGCAAAUCACGAAUCGGCCAAACCAGUAAUGAAGGAAGGCCACCCGCUCGUUGUCGGAUACAGGUUCACCAGGAAUGAGAGGUGCAUUGCUGUUGUAGAGUGAUUUGUAAGAUCGGCCGAAGGCUAUCAAUGAAGUUGGAUCCAAGGCUCUCUUUGAUUGCACACGCGGCUUUGAUAUACCAGUCGGGGCCGCUAUGUCGAGCAGAGUGAUCGUCAUCGAUCCUAGAGGGAGCACGAAACAGUUCGAAUCCGUCGACCUGAAGCAGAUAGCGGCUUUGAACAACUCAGGAUCAGGUUUCGGCAGCUCCAAACAUAGGGAAAAAAAUCGGUCGAGGCCUAAUGCCUGCUCGGGUCUUCCGUUUAAAGAGUGGGCUGAUAACGGGGAGACGAAACAGGAGCUGAGAGUGGUGAAUUGAAAAAACGUCCAAUAACUCCAUUAUGGCAGUGGUUCAGUCACGAAUGAGUGGACCAAGCCAGCCCUCCUCAUUAUCGUCUCUCGAUAUCGUCUCGAGAGUGAAAUCAGCAUUGGCCAUGUUUUCCAAAAGGUCACGUCGUUCCCCCGGAGAUAACGGGAGGAGAAACGCGUCGAGGCUGCAUUCACAAAGAAGUUAGUUUAGGUUAGUGAUAGUCAUACAUGCGGUGGUGGCCGCUCGCUAGACCAAAAACAGGUGUGUAAACGGCUAGAGAUGACAUCGUUAAGGGGAGUGAUACAACUUCAAUAUCAAUGCGAAGUUAAGAUCACAGGACUUACUCGGUGAUCGAAGAAAAUCCUUGCAAUGACAUGGCAGUGACUUCGGCUGCGCAGAAAUCUGAGGUACGGUUUGAGCAAAUCGUUGUUGGGUGAAGUUUUGUUUUGUUGUUUGAACUCGGAUAAGUUUAGGGUUGGCACGGGUGACCUAUUUAUUUGGAAUCACCGCGACGGGGUAGAAAGAAGUAGUGUCCCUUUUGGUUUGGGAUUACAACGUUGGAAGGGAAUAGGAUCUCAAGUUAGAGAUCCACCAACGCUGCCGAAGCAACACGGCAGGUACGAGCCGUUAAAUCAAAAUGGUGAGGAGAUUAUAUUUGGCCAAAAUUAAAUAAUAAUAGAAAAUUAUGCUCUUGGCCAAGAUUUAAUAAAAAACGGAGGCUUACUUUGCAUGGCACAACCAAUAUUUUGAAGUUGCCUCGAAUAGAAAAUUGGCCAAAACAACUUUGUUUGGCUACUGCACAGUGCGGAGAUGAAUUGGAGUAAGUCUACGGAAAACACUACUGUUCUAUCAUCCACAGUGCGGUAGGAGAAAGGGAGCAGUGCCGCGAAUUUGACUUUUAGUUUUGGCAAAGCAGCAUUGCGGAGCUGGACCAGGACUGGUGGCCCGGUGUUGUUGAGGCGGGAAACUUGUCGUCGCAUGUGGGCCAAGUAUGUAAAAAAAAAAAUCAACUCUGGCCCAAGCAGCAUCGCAGGGAUGCAAGGUUGUUGUAGUUUGGUUUGAAUUUGGCGACAACAGUGGUGCAAACUAAACAACGCUGCAAACCAAAGUUAAAUUCAACAAGGUCACUCACUCACUCCUACCUUCUUUGCCGCAAGUUUGCUUGGCAACAAUGUUGGGUUUUUUUUACAGACAAAAACAGCGCUGCAGCUUCGUGUGUUUACACGAUUGGGAGAGACCAUGCUGGUUAGUGGUUUUAACGAUGUGGUUAAAAGGAAAAAGGUUCAAAACGCGGCUGCUUUCGGGCAAAACCGAGCUGCAAAGCUGUGCAGCGGUGUUUUCAUAUAUUUUAGUGUGAUGGCCGCAUGAAGAGGUAUGUAAAAAUCACAUUAGUGAAAUGCUGGACAAACAGUAUUGCGAGGCCACACAAGCAGCUGCGUUUAAAUCUUGCAGAAACGUAUUUGGAUCCAACGGUCCCGUAUGAUUGUUGUUGUGUCUUAAACAAACGAGCAUGCCCGGCACAACAGUGCGGCCGCGUCGAGAAGAGCGAACCAAAAUGGAGUUGCAAAAAUUGGGUGGUUGUUUGUUUCGUUAAAGACUACAAGGGAGGUAUGAAGCAACAUGACUAGCGUGGACGUAAAAAACGCCAAUGCUUUGGAGUGCCGCAGGCCCGCAAUGUCACGAAAGGGGACUCCAACGUUGCUGGGAAGCCUAUCUCAAGGGAAAAUAUGUGACGAAACGCUGCCGUUAGAACGAAAGGCGGCGGCGCGACGUUGUUUUAGAAGAAUGGUGGUUACUCAGUGCUGGUAGAGCAAAUUUUCGACAUUGAUGAUGAACUAUAAAAAAAAAAGAAUUUUGCAUGCAGAGCUGCCGCUGUUGCUAACAACGUUGAUGAUAAAAAAAAAAAAAAAGUCUCAGCGCUGCGGUUGUGGCGGAAAUUUGAUAGCCCCGGUAAGAAAAAAAAAAUUAAUGG